UUGAGAAUCAAACUCCUUUAGUCAGAUACCAGGGAGCUGACUCUUGCAAGCGUACCUCCUGAAAAUCUGGUUGGUCUCUAACGUACAAUUGGAUUGGAAUCCCGCUAAAGAAAGGCGUGCUCCUAAGCAUGAACAGAGACCCUUUGGAAGUUAAACUAGGGGUGUGGGCAGGAGGUAGUUGCAAAUUUCCUGCAUGUGUGAGGAGCUGGGCUUGAUGACCUUGAAGGUCCCUUCCAACUCUGUGUUUCUAUGCUCUAUUCUUCUCCAUUUUCUCCUCACAACAACCCUGUGAGGUAGAUUAGUCAUUCUUCCUCUCUUUAAAAAUGGCAGACUCUUAUCUGAUGAACUGGGUUUGUUCCCUGCUCCCGCACAUGAAGCCUGCUGGGCGAUUUUGGGUUCCUUUAGGACCCAUUUAAGGGGGGGGGGGGCGGAACUUGUAUUAGUAUGUAUUGUUGAAGGGUUUCACGGCCGGAAUCACUGUGGUGCUGUGUGGUUUCCGGGCUGUAUUAGUACCAUUUUUAAAAGAACGCAUUAAAGGUUACUCGAAUGAAUCUGUGCAGCUCCUGGCACACGAACAAACGCAGCAGCCAUUGUGGGGGUUUCCUCUUGGCAGGCUCCGAGGAAGAAAAGGCUGUCCUGGAAAAGGUGAAACUCCGGAAGGCCUACCCCCCGGCAGAGGCGGAGGAGGGCUUGAAGGUCAGGAUCAAAGUCUCCGAGGGGAUGAACAACGGGUGUGACUUUGACAUCUUUGCUGUUGUCAACAACAACGCGGACAGGGAGCGGACGUGCCGGCUGAUGUUUGGGGCCCGGGUGGCCAGCUACAACGGGACUCUGGGGCCGGAGUGCGGCAGCAAAGACCUGCUGAACGUCUCCUUGCCACCAUACGCAGAGAAGUCCGUCCCACUGCGCAUCCUUUACGAGAAGUAUGGCGGAUGCUUAACACAGGACAACAUGAUCAAGGCGAUGGCCGUCCUGCAGGACUACGAGACCAGAGAGAUCGUGCUCGGCGUCCGAAACAUCUACGUGAAAAACCCAGAUAUCAGAAUCAGGAUCUUAGGGGAACCAGCUCAGAAUCGCAAACUGGUGGCUGAGCUCACCCUGACCAACCCCCUCCCCAGCCCCCUGAGUGGCUGUGUCUUCACCAUGGAAGGUGCCGGUCUCACAAGAGGGCAGAAGACCCAGGAACUCGACAGCCCCGUCGAGCCGGGAGAGGAGGCCAAAGUGAGGAUGGACUUCGUGCCCCAGCAGUCCGGCCUGAGGAAGCUGGUGGUGGACUUCGAGAGCGACAAGCUGACGGGCGUGAAGGGCUACCGGAACGUCAUCAUCGCCCCCGUCUCUCAGUGAAGCCCGCCUUGAAGCAGAGGAGGCUGCUUAUCUAGCAAUACUUUAAUCGGCUACUCUGCAAGAGGGACGGUCGUAGCAGCCGAGUUGCCCCUGCUUUGACCUUCAGCUGCUGGAGAUUUGCCAGUGUGCUCCUUUUUCUCCUCCCAUUGUAUGCUCCGAGAGAGAGAGAGAGGCUGGUGCAAUGGGAAAGCCAUAACUGGACUCCUGUGCACCUUCCUCCCACGCCCCCCUUACAAAAGAGGAUCCUCAAAGCCACCCAUGUCCUCUGUUACUCUACCACGGUCCUCGUCCCCUGCAGGAGUCUUCUGCUGCUCACGCCCACGACCAGACAUUGACCCACAUCCCACACACUACCCAUGUGCCAUUUUCUUUUCUAAGUGUUCUUCAGGAAGUGGUAACUUGCAAGAUGGUGGCGCCCCAUCACUGGCAGAAUUAUUUAGUAGCAAGUGGACUGUUCCACUUCAGUCUACUGGGGAGGGGAGGUGACCUGCUCCCUGCUGGGCUAGCUGCCG
Sphaerodactylus townsendi is the source of this 1856-nucleotide messenger RNA. Its product is annotated as protein-glutamine gamma-glutamyltransferase 2-like. Gene Ontology annotation, molecular function: protein-glutamine gamma-glutamyltransferase activity. The transcript is spliced from 4 exons. Gene Ontology annotation, biological process: peptide cross-linking. Bases 547 to 1344 code for a protein of 265 amino acids. The record is from RefSeq and is a predicted model, not a curated record. Lineage: Eukaryota; Metazoa; Chordata; Lepidosauria; Squamata; Sphaerodactylidae.